Molecule: messenger RNA, 810 nt
Organism: Procambarus clarkii (red swamp crayfish)
Lineage: Eukaryota; Metazoa; Arthropoda; Malacostraca; Decapoda; Cambaridae
Source: RefSeq, a predicted model, not a curated record
AUGCGCUUUUACCUCCGGAAGGAUUUCUUCCCCACGUCAGAAUUUGCCAACACUUCAUUCUCUCUAUUUAAUAUGAGUGAUAAACUCCAUGAGUGUCAAGAGUGUGGGAAAACAUUUAGGCGUCUUGGAAAUAUGGAGAACCACAAAAUGGUGCAUACUGGUCUUAAACCUCACGUGUGUCCCGAAUGUGGUGAAAGUUUCAGCCAACCUGGAACUCUGAAUAGACACAGGAUGGCACAUUCUGGUGUUAAAACUCACGAAUGUUUUGAGUGCGGAAAAACGUUCACCCGAAUGGAAUAUUUAAAUAAACACAAGAUGAUGCACACGGGUGAAAAGCCUCUCAGCUGUGAUGUGUGUGGGAAGAGUUUCAAUGACCGUAGUAAUAUGAUUAAGCACAUGUUAGUACACUCUGGUGAGAAACCCCACGAGUGUCCAGAGUGUGGGAAAAGAUUCUCUCGAUAUGACCAUUUGAAGAACCACAGGUUGGUGCAUACUGGAGAUAAACCUUACGAGUGCCCAGAGUGUGGGAAAAAAUUCAGUACGCUUGGAACUAUGAAGAAACACAGGAUGGUGCACACAGGUCAAAAACCUCUUAGCUUUUACCUCCGGAAGGAUUUCUUCCCCACGUCAGAAUUUGCCAACACUUCAUUCUCUCUAUUUAAUAUGAGUGAUAAACUCCAUGAGUGUCAAGAGUGUGGGAAAACAUUUAGGCGUCUUGGAAAUAUGGAGAACCACAAAUGGUGCAUACUGGUCUUAAACCUCACGUGUGUCCCGAAUGUGGUGAAAGUUUCAGCCAACCUGGAACUCUGA